CAGUGCUGUGGGCUCACAUCAUAUCUGCAGUCUGCGCAUUUUCGUUGCUGUCCUAAACGUAAUGAUAGGACUGGUUGAGAAGGAUUGUAGUCAGAGCAGGCCUCUCCAAAUAAAGCAAUGGGAGGUUUGGAUACCGACAUCCUCUCCUUCACUAUAAAUACUUUCUCUGCAUAGAGAACAGGCUUUGGAUGCUGGAGCUCUGAACCACUGACUAUUGAGGCACACAAAGGGGGAAAUUAUUAUUCACAAAUUGAUAACCAUGCCGAGAGUGGAUGCAGACCUCAAAUUGGACUUUAAAGAUGUCCUUCUUAGACCUAAAAGAAGCAGUCUUAAAAGCAGAUCUGAGGUGGAUCUGCAGAGGACCUUCACAUUCCGCAACUCCAAGCAGACCUACACUGGAAUCCCUAUUAUUGCAGCAAACAUGGACACGACUGGGACUUUUGAAAUGGCACAGGUUUUAAGCAAACAUUCACUGUUCACUGCUAUGCAGAAACAUUACUCAGUGGAAGAGUGGAAAAAAUUUGCAGUCAGCUUCCCAGAGUGUUUAGAGCACAUGGCUGCAAGCUCAGGCAGUGGGAAGGCUGACUUGGAGAAGCUGUGCAGCAUCCUGGAGUCGAUCCCACAAAUAAAGUACAUCUGUCUCGAUGUUGCAAACGGUUACUCUGAGCACUUUGUGGAAUUUGUGAAAACUGUCCGAGGCAAAUUCCCCAAUCACACAAUCAUGGCUGGCAAUGUGGUGACAGGAGAGAUGGUCGAGGAGCUAAUUCUUUCUGGAGCUGACAUUAUUAAAGUGGGCAUUGGACCAGGCUCAGUCUGCACCACUCGUAUAAAGACAGGAGUGGGAUACCCCCAGCUGAGUGCUGUGAUUGAGUGCGCUGACUCUGCACACGGGCUGAAAGGACACAUCAUCUCUGAUGGGGGUUGCAGCUGCCCAGGUGAUGUCGCUAAAGCCUUUGGCGCAGGCGCUGAUUUUGUCAUGUUGGGAGGGAUGUUUGCCGGUCAUGAUCAGUGUGCAGGGGAGGUCAUUGAGAAGAAUGGCAAAAAGGUGAAGCUCUUCUAUGGAAUGAGCUCUGAUACCGCCAUGAAGAAAUAUGUGGGAGGUGUCGCUGAGUACAGAGCGUCGGAAGGCCGGACGGUGGAAGUUCCUUACAGGGGAGAUGUGGAGAACACUAUUCGGGACAUCCUCGGGGGACUGCGCUCCACCUGCACCUACGUGGGAGCUGCCAAGCUGAAGGAGCUGAGUCGAAGGACUACCUUCAUCCGGGUCACACAGCAGUCCAGUCACAUGUUUUCCUAACCUGGGUGUCAGACACAGAUUUUUUGCUGCGGAUUACCCACCAGAAUUUCUUUACAGGAGUUUAACAAAACGAGUCACAGACAUUUCUUUUCAGUCUCAGGCUGGUUUAGAAUUUCCGUAAACCUUUUUUUGAUCAGUAGCUUUAGUUAAAUUCAGCUUUGCACCUUCAAAAGCAGGUUAUUUCUUUAUAUAAUCAGAGAGAAUAACUAUCACACACCUUGAAGAUAGUUUCUUUACCAAAGAUUGGGUGUAAAACACCAUUCAGUUUAACCUAAGGAUGUAAAAAUAAUAAAUACAAAUUUUAAACCUUUUAGGUAAGCAGGAGUUUGCCAUUUAAACUGUCAUGCACAUUUUUAAUGAAACAGCAGACAUUAUUUAGUAUACAUAGGCAGCUUUAUAUUUUACUUUUGUUUUUAUGUUAAACAGUGCAUCAUGAUACUAUAAAUAAUGAAACCUUGUGAAAGUCAAUGCAAGAUCGUCAUUUUAUGUUAAACAUUUUGUAAAGUACUAUGCCAUUUUGGGAUUUUUAUUUUUGUUUACUGUUUAAACUUUUAAACCCUUACAGCCUUAGUUUAAUCCCAAAGUUUUUUUUUUUUUUUUUUUUUUCAUGGGGAGGCAUCUACUCUAUUAUGUGUACAACACAAGUAUACAAAGUUAAGUUAAUUGUAUUCUGUAUUGUCAAACAGCUUAAGUACUUCAGGAAUAAGUAUAUUGUGUAUUAGAAAAUGAAUAAAUUACCAGUAGUUGAACUCCUGUCGCACUGGCUCCAAUAUCCCAGCCAGGUUUGAAUCAUACCUGUAGUUAGUGCUUCUGAAAAAAGGCAUGGUGAAAAAAAAUGUUUGUGUAAUGUUAAACUCCUCAGUAGUAAAUGCACUUUAGACUUAAUAUUGAAGAAAUGAGCCACUGUGGGAAUAGUACAGUAGAAUCGUUGUUCUGUGUUCACGUGUUUAAAUUGUUUAUUCAAAAUAUAUUCAAAUCUACUUCUUCACUGUGGGACCUUAAUCCUGAUUCAUGUUUGGCUCAGUGACCAGGAUGAGGAAGAAACAGACUCCAUUUCUUUCUUUCUUUUGUACUGUACAUCCAGGUCUCAGGGAGAAAGGAAAAAUAAGAACUAAGGAUUCUUUCAUUUACCUUGGUGUUAAAUUUUACAUGGUAAAUGUAAAGAAAACAUGGAUUUGCUUGUUUUACACCAUGUUUCAAAGAUAAGGAAAGUGGGGAAUGCUAUUAAAAAAAAGUGUCAUGCUAAUGUAAAAUGUGGAUGUAGAAUGCAACUUGAAUGCAAAUGCAGGUAUAUAUAAAUUUAGAGAAAAUAAAAUAUAUCUACUAACUUACAAA
Polyodon spathula (Mississippi paddlefish) is the source of this 2632-nucleotide messenger RNA. Its product is annotated as GMP reductase 1. Gene Ontology annotation, cellular component: GMP reductase complex. The transcript is spliced from 9 exons. Bases 260 to 1297 code for a protein of 345 amino acids. Gene Ontology annotation, biological process: nucleotide metabolic process. NCBI's taxonomy places the organism in Eukaryota, Metazoa, Chordata, Actinopteri, Acipenseriformes, Polyodontidae. Gene Ontology annotation, molecular function: GMP reductase activity. The record is from RefSeq and is a predicted model, not a curated record.